Messenger RNA from Alligator sinensis (Chinese alligator), 3752 nucleotides. Its product is annotated as kinesin-like protein KIF19. Gene Ontology annotation, biological process: microtubule-based movement. The transcript has 20 exons. The coding region runs from base 1 to 3048 and encodes 1015 amino acids. The record is from RefSeq and is a predicted model, not a curated record. Gene Ontology annotation, molecular function: microtubule motor activity; ATP binding; microtubule binding. Lineage: Eukaryota; Metazoa; Chordata; Crocodylia; Alligatoridae.
AUGUCCGUCCCUGCCAGCAGAUCUCCUAGCCCUGAGCAAAGGGGCACAGCCAUGAAGGAGCAGCAGCUGACGGUGGCUCUACGUAUUCGUCCGAUCAAUGAAGCUGAGUUGGAGGAAGGUGCCUCUAUCAUAGCCCACAGAGUGGGGGACCAGAUGGUUGUUCUGAUGGACCCAAGUGAAGAUCCAGAUGAUAUCUUGAGAGCUAAUAGAUCCCGAGAGAAGACCUUUAUAUUUGAUAUGGUUUUUGAUCAAAAAGCUACCCAGGAGGAAGUAUAUGUGUCCACCACCAAGAGCCUGGUAGAAGGAGUCAUUUCUGGAUACAAUGCAACUGUUUUUGCAUAUGGCCCCACAGGGGCAGGGAAGACGUACACUAUGUUAGGGAUGGACUGUGAACCGGGGAUCUACAUCCGCACUCUGAAUGACCUCUUUAGGGCCCUGGAGGCAACCAGUGACAACAUGGAUUACAUCGUCUCGAUGUCAUACCUAGAGAUUUAUAAUGAAGUGAUCCGUGACCUCCUGAAUCCAUCCUCUGGAUUUUUAGACCUGAGAGAGGACUCCAGGGGUAGUAUCCAGAUAGCAGGAAUAACUGAAGUCUCCACUACAAAUGCACAGGAGAUCAUGCAGCUGUUGACAAAAGGAAACAAGGAACGCACUCAGGAACCCACUGCUGCCAAUGAGACAUCUUCCCGCUCACACGCUGUCCUGCAGGUGACAGUGAAACGGAUGAGUCGGGUGAAGGAUAUUACCGAAGAAGUGCGAGUGGGAAGGCUUUUCAUGGUCGACUUGGCAGGGUCUGAGAGAGCUGCUCAGACCCAGAACCGAGGCAAGAGAAUGAAGGAAGGAGCCCAUAUCAACCGCUCGCUGCUAGCUCUAGGAAAUUGCAUCAAUGCCUUGAGUGAGAAGGGUGGGAGUCGAGGCCAAUAUGUCAAUUUUCGAGAUAGCAAGCUCACCCGCUUGUUGAAGGACUCACUGGGGGGGAACAGCAGGACAGUUAUGAUCGCCCACAUCAGCCCUGCUAGUAUGUACUUUGAAGAAUCUCGUACAACCCUGAUCUAUGCGUAUCGAGCGAAGAACAUCAAGACAAGGGUGAAACGCAACCUGCUGAAUGUUUCCUACCACAUUGCUCAGUACACCAGCAUCAUCUCAGAUCUACGCCGGGAGAUCGAGCGCCUGAAAGCAAAGAUUGAAAAUCAGGAGAAGGAGAAGAGCAUGGUCAGCUCUGAUAUUGGGGAUGCUCAAGCGGAGAUGCAUGAGGAUCCAGAAGCGUACAGCCGGCAAGAGAUGAACAAGUUGCGGGAGCAGCUGAUCAGAGCUUUCAAGGAGCAGCUGGAGAUGCGCCGCAGCCUCAUAGAGCUGGAGAACACCAACAUUGAGCUGCACAUUGAUACCUCCAGGCAUCUGCUUACGAUUACAGACUGGGAACGAGAGAAGACCCAACAUGCUCGCAGGUGCCAUAACAAGUCAGUGAAUGAGAAGGAAGAUGAAACCAUGGAUGAGGAGGAUAGAGAAGUGGAGGGCACAGAUUCACCUGAACCUCAUGAAGUCAUGGUGGCAAGAGAGGAGAUCAACAUGCUGUUGGCAGAGCAACGCAAAACAGCAGCCCUAAAGGCAGAGCUGGAGAAGCGGUUAGCCAAUGCCAAGAAGAAGGCCUCCCAGAUGGAGAAGCUGCUCCCCAGGCAAAUCACCAGCAAGGACCAGCAGGAGGUGCUGAGGCUGCUGUGUAGGGCUCACGAGCUGGAGGUGGGCAACACGGAGCUGCAAGCCAGCGCCUUGUACAAGGAGAACCUGCUGUGCCAGAAGGACUUUGUGAUCCAGCGGCUGCAGCAGCACAGGCUGCUCUGUGAGGAAAUCAUUCAGCAGCAGCAAACGCUGAUUCAAGACCAUAACAUCCCUGUCCCAGGGACCCUGGGGAAACUGCAUCAUCUGUACUUUCAUGAGUUAGAGGAGGGGACUCUGAACCGCCUUCUCCUGCUUCAUUCAUUGAUGUCCGCCACGCUCAGGGAUGGCUCCACUCCAGACAUAGCUCAGCAGCUGGACCUAAGUAAGGAGGAGGCCAGGAAAGAGCUUGCUGACAGCAGGAAGGGUCUUCCUUGGGGAGCAAAGUUUGAGCUCCCAUCCAUCGUCUUGGAGUCAGACAGUGACAGCUACCGCUCAUCUAAAACGACACCUGCCAGGAAACUGGGGAAUCCAGAUAUCCUUCUCAGUCCUACUUUCGCUCGCUUGCCAAGAAGCCCAGGUCACCAGAAAUCAACUGGUGUUGCUGCUGGAAAGAAGAUUCCCAAAUUAAAUUCUCCCACCUCCCUGGACUUAACCAGGAAGAAGUCAGCUGUGGACAUCAUGACUUCUCCACUGAGCCCAGAGGCUUUGAAAGAGAUUGCAGUUAGCACCAAAAGCAUCUCCCUCAUUGCAGCCCGCCGGCGUUGCAGGGCCCAGACCAGAGACCAUGGGAGUGAACCCAUCUCAGCCCACUUUUUUGAGGAUGACAUGGUGGAGCCAAAAUAUCUGCAGGCCAGCUCCACUCCAGAGCCUCGUGUGAAAGGCAGAGGGAGCUUUGGGAGCCUCCCAGAAGAGCCUCAGAGGGAAGAACGGCUGCACCCCAAAACCAGGAGAGAGUUGAGAAAGGAAAGAGAUCGGGAAAAAUCAGCAGAGAGGAAAGCCAGGAAGAAAAGAUCUCGUUCUCUUGAACACAGCUCCCAAAGGGUGUCAAAAGCAAAACAUCGGACCCCUUCAAGUCCCAACAUGGACAACGUCUCUGAGAACCAGCUGCCCAGAGCUAAACUCUCCUUGGAGUCAAAGGGCAGAGGCACCCUGUCCCCUGCCACGCAAGCUCUUGCCAAGGUCAAAUUCCCCAUUGGCCACCAGGCAGAAACUGCACUGCAGGUGCUGGUGAUAAGCAAUACCCCACCCAGCACUGUCCAGCAAAGCAAUGCAGGUCUGACUCGAGGGCAGGUCCUACAAAAGCAAGUCAAAGGGCCUGCAGAUGGUGCCAGCAGCCAGCAGAAGAAGCAGUCAGCCAAAGGCACGAAGAACCUGCCAAAGUCAAAAUAGUCAUGGGCGAAGGUGGGAGACUGCGAGUCUGUCUGCCUCCAGGUGACCAGGGCUUACAGGGGUGUUAGGAGUAUGUGCAUGAGGGAGCCAGUGUCUUGAGAGAUGUUUUAGCCAGUUUGCUAUGAGGCUGGGGAGAAGGAAAGGGCUGCAUAUUGUCUGGUGUUUUCCCCUUCAGAAGUUUUUGCUUUACCAAGCUCCAGUUGCUUCUUGCCUUUAAGACAGAUUGGGGGUUGCUUUGCUGACUGUUAAUGUUCAAAGGAACAGGCAGCUCCACUUUUUCUCUGUCCAGAAGAUGGCAGACGGGAGUCUCUGUCAUCUGGUUGUCUGCACUCCAGCACAGAAGAACCCUAAAUUGCCAGGGCGAAGGUGUGGAGAUCAUGCAAGGGGCAAUUUAAUUAUUAAGAACAAACUCCUUUAAAAUACCUCCCCUACUUUCCUGAUGUUUAUGCAUAUCACAGUGGAGCUGGAAAAGGUGAUGCAUGUCUGGCAUGAAGCUUGGUUGAGCAGAUGUUUGGCACCGGGAACAAGCCAGGAGUAUUUUAAGUACUUUGCCAUGUGCUGAACAGUUCAGAUCUUCCAGGAGAGGUGCAGUGAUCAAGACAGGCUGUGUUUUGAGCCUGGGGGGGAGGUGAGCUAGGGGAACAUGCUUUCCUUCCAGCAGUUUUUCCUGUGUUCCCUUGGAGGAACAGGCAUGUUAUAAAUAA